CUAUGAUGUGCCACGACGUCCUACAGGCAGCUCCUUCGCGCUGGAACCAGGUUGACCGUCGCAAGUCCCACUGCAAAUGUGCAAUCGACACUGUACGUCAACGGUGCACCUCGCUGCACAGCACGCUUUGCUUGACAAAUUCUGUUUCCUGCUUCGUUUUUCUCCAGUGGCGAUUCCAAGAACGUUAUCGCUCCACCAUCCCAGUAUCCCAGCAUCACACGCUGUCGGAUCUGGUGGCGCCGGACAAGGUGUCUAUACUACAAGUAGCCGUAGUAUCCUCGGCCUGUCUUGCAUCGUACCGCGGUAUGUCCGUGAGCAUCGCAUCGCGAGUCCGUUCGCUCGCCACCACUCGUGGCGGCGUCGUGACAAGCCGAGUCUGGCCAGCGUGAGCAUGCGCCGUCACUGAAUAUGCCACCCUUUGUCGACAGGUUUAAAUAAAUUCUCCAGGACCAUACGAAAUUGCAGCUAUAAAAUAAAAACGAGGUGCACCGGGUGGUGCGUGUCGACUUGCGAGCGAUCAAUUGACACAAAUUACAAACUGCGCUCGACGAAUCAUGACCGCCUUGUCCGCUGACCAGCUCCUCCGCUCGUACGCCAACUUGCACCUCUCGUCGACGUGGACGGCGCCACCGACCACCGCCACGCUCGCCUGUACCACGUGCACGUACCUCAAUGACGCCGACACGAGCCACUGCGCCAUGUGCGACCAUGCACUGCCGGCGGCACCACAGCUCACCGAGCCACUGGCAGCACCCCAUGCGAUCCACAGCGACGGCUCGUGGCGGUGUGGCGAAUGCGCUAGCUACAAUGCGAGCGGGGUGCGAGACUGCUACAGCUGCGACGCUCCGUUCGUGUCGGUGGUCGCCAGCAGCGCGCCGAUGCAUCUCAACUGCACCCGCUGCGGUACGCGCAACCGCGCCUCGAGCGCGUACUGCGGCAGCUGCGGAAACGCGCUGCGCUCUAAGCUCGAUACCAUCAAACACGAAGUCGCGGACACGACGAGCCAUGUCGCGCGGGACCUCGGGCUCCACGUCCGCGUGCGCUGUCCGGGUUGCCUCAAGGUCUGCGCGCUUCCGUCGUCGGCCUGUUUUCGCUGCGGCGCGUGCGACGCCUAUUUUGCAGCGCCGUCCGUGGCUGCCGUCACGGGCUUCCACGUGAGCCGCCUCACGCGGUCCCUCUCGAGUUCGGUCUCGCGGCUCUUCUCACGGCCGACUGGCUUCUCCGUGUCAAAGUUUUUUCAAGACGACGCCUCGUCCAGCGACGACGACGACGACGAGGUGUACGAACCGAUUGAUGAUGACGACGACGAGACCGAUCCGGCUCGAGGCGAGAGCCACGUGCCGACGCCACCACUGACGCUCGAGGAAGAGGUCCCGAUCGGAAUUCUAGUCUCGACGUGCCACGUCCGCCCACCGGUGCGGUCGACGAUGGCGGUGCCGCCGUCGUUGCCGCCAACGCUGCGCAAGACGCAGAGCGCGCCGACGACGUUGCCUCCGACCGUGUCGUUUGAGAAGGACUGGGAUUUCGCCCGGACCCACGACGACUUUGCGACCGACAGCGAAGACGACGAGGAAGAGACCAAGGAAGAGCUCGACGACGCAACCAUUCUGCGCUCGCUGCGGCAGUCGGCGUACACCACCAAGUGCCACGUUGACGACGUCUACCACGGCGACACGAUCCUCUUGGACUAAGAAGCAUUGUGUGUUUGAUAACUUAACCAUUCUUAUAGUAUAUAGUAUGAAACAAAUA
Molecule: messenger RNA, 1749 nt
Organism: Saprolegnia diclina VS20
Lineage: Eukaryota; Oomycota; Saprolegniomycetes; Saprolegniales; Saprolegniaceae
Exons: 4
Coding region: 555-1691 (378 amino acids)
Source: RefSeq, a predicted model, not a curated record